Acanthoscelides obtectus is the source of this 1227-nucleotide messenger RNA. NCBI's taxonomy places the organism in Eukaryota, Metazoa, Arthropoda, Insecta, Coleoptera, Chrysomelidae. The record is from the annotation of a GenBank genome assembly.
AUGAAAAUAGAAUUAAUGGACGGUACUCCACCAGGCUCUGUGUACGCGUGCAAUCCCUCCGGCUGGAUGAAUAUUGAGGUUUUCUCUCAGUGGUUUGACCAUUUCUUGUCCCAUACUAAACCAUCUACAGAAGAUCCCAUACUUCUAAUACUGGACGGCCAUCUUUCUCACACCAGAAAUUUGGACGUCAUAAUAAAAGCCAGAGAAAAUAACGUAACAAUUUUGUGCUUACCCCCACACUGCACGCACAAACUUCAACCACUCGAUGUUGGUGUAAUGUUUCCACUGAGCGUGUAUCACAACCAGGCUUUAGAAAGGUGGAUGAAUAAUAGUGCGGGUCGUGUAGUAACAGUUUUUCAAAUAGGUAAAAUCUUUGGAGAAGCAUAUUUGAAAGCUGCUGCACCCUCAAAUAUUAUCAAAGGAUUUGAAAAGUGUGGAAUAUGGCCGCUCAAUCCUGAUGUUUUUACUGAUGUAGACUUCGUUGCUGCCACCACAACUGAUCAAGCAGUAAGUAACGAAAUAUUGGUGCCCCAUCCAUCAAUAAAUAUAGCGCCUGAUGAAAUUCAAGUUUUUGGUGACCAUAAACCGCGACAACUUAUACCCAGGGCUCCUGUACUUCCAGCCGAUUCUACGACAUGUGUACUAGUUGAUGAACCAUCCAACCUUACUGCUGUGUCACCUUGUACCUUAUCGACAUGUGCAGCCCACAAGCAAGGAGAGAAUAACGAAUACCGUGUAGCUGAAGCACCUACUACUAUUCUGGCUUCCAACGAAAGUAUUUCUAACAGCUUGAGAAGUUCAGCCGCCAUUCCAUUACCGUGGACAUCAGUUGAAGUAUCUUCCGUCUACGAUAAUGUUUCGCCUUCUACCUCAUCCAUAACUACGAAUACACCAUCUCUUGCAGCUGCUGCUCAAUCGGCGUCUUAUGACACUUCGGAUAAAGAUUCAUUUGCAUCACCAGUUGCGUCCACAUCUUUUAGCAUCCCUCCAUGCCAGAUUCGACUUUUCCCUAAAAUGGCAGAAGAACGUAGAAAAAAUAUCAAGGCUCGAGUAUGUACAGCAAUCCUUACAAGUUCGCCUUAUAAAAAUUACUUAGAAGAGGAAGUUAAUAAAAAAAAUGAAAAAGAACGCAAAAAAAUAAACGCAACGAAAAUAAAAAGAACUCAAUCAAGGGAAAUUCUAAAUCAAAUGAGGAAAAAGGAAAAAGAAAAGCAAAAGAAAAUGUGA